Molecule: messenger RNA, 6376 nt
Organism: Macrobrachium nipponense
Lineage: Eukaryota; Metazoa; Arthropoda; Malacostraca; Decapoda; Palaemonidae
Gene: jub
Product: mucin-2-like
Exons: 8
Coding region: 152-3202 (1016 amino acids)
Biological process (GO): positive regulation of miRNA-mediated gene silencing; regulation of DNA-templated transcription; response to hypoxia
Cellular component (GO): P-body; adherens junction; transcription regulator complex
Molecular function (GO): transcription corepressor activity
Source: RefSeq, a predicted model, not a curated record
UGGUGUGCGUAUCCCUCCGCGUUGACACUUGUGUACUGUGGAUUUUGAGUUCGUGAAGUUAUGUGUCAACAUUAAAUGAUAUUCGUGUGGCGUUCGAGUUACGUUGGUCGAUAUUCGACGAAAGAUGUAGUUGCGAGUGCCCCAGGUAACCAUGGCCAGGUAUGGGAACGACCAUGCCCUUGAGACGAACCGAAUAUUGCAAAACAUUAACAUCUUCCAGCAGGAGGAGGCCGCCCAUUCUAACGGCGGAAUGGGCGGCGAGAAUCCUACCCACCUGGAUGGUAUGGGCUACGGGCGUAUACUGUCGAGAGUGUCUAUGAACGGCCAGAACAGCGCAGGCGCGGGCGGCGGCGCAGACGCUAUAGGAGGAGGAGCAACCGGAGGAGGAGGAGGAGGAACUGGCUCCUCCUCCUCCUCCUCCUCUCACCAGCCUCAGCAGCAGCGCAUCGGCGCCAUCGAGAGUCUGAUCCAGGAGAGGUCCUCGCUCCCUGUGGUGUCGUCCUCCUCCUCGAACUCCUCCUUACUACCUUCGUCGUCCUCACAUCACCCUUACGACGUCUUGGACUCCCGCAGGAUCAUCGCGGCGUCCAAAUUUGCCACGCCCAAGACGCCCGACUCUGUGGUGGUGGUGGUGUCGAGUAGCAGCAGCAGCAACAGCAACGGACCCCUUGUCUCUGUCUUAGCGCCCCCAGGCGUCGUCCCUUCGUCGGCGUCUUCGUCGUCACCCUCCUGCUCUUCCUCCUCCAGCGGACCUCAGGUGGUCAACGGUUCAGGAGUGACAGGCCUCAUCACAGGGGUCACCACCACCACACCCACCACUGUGGGCUUUGCCCACAUCGCCCCCACGACCACAGUCGUCAGCAGUAGCCUCUCCAAAGGGCUGGUUGGUGGGCAGCAGCCCUUUGUGAAUGGUGGGAACAAUAUUAUUCCGGUUUCGAAGUUACCCCCCAACAGUAAUGUGUUGUACUCUGGCUAUGUGAAGUACGAACCCCCGCCCAACUAUGGGAGGACGACCCUAAGCAACAACUCUGCCCAUUCCAGCCCUCGCUCGAGCCUGAGUGGCGGCAGCAGCCACGAUUCUCAGAAUUCCGGACAGAACUCGCGAGUCAUUCCAGUGACGCAUCAUUCCAGUGACGUUGUGAAACCCAACCUGGUGGUGGGACAGCUUCAUACGUACGAAAACAUUAACACUUACCACCAUUAUGGGCCGCAGGGUAGUUUAGCGGCUACGAUUAUCGAAAACAAGUACGCCAGUCCCCGUUCUAGUAUAAGUUCGCAAGAUUCGAAACAUUCCAGUCCGCGAAGCAGUUUUGUACAUUCCUUGCAGGGUUCUAGUUUAGACAGAACGAGCUUAGCUAGUCAGACCAUUUUGGAGGAGGGGGGUCUUCAUAGGCCUACGUUAUCAAAUAGGCAUUUGCCGCCGAGAAUCGAACAGGACUUGGAAGGGAAACAGUUUGUCAUUCCAAGAAAUAACGCUUACGUGCAGGAAAACGCCCGUCAUAGUUCUCAGUGGAGUGUGAGCAGUGAUACUGUCAGACAUCGAGGAAUUUAUCAUGACCCGUCGCUCCCUCCCCCACCUAUACCACCACAUUCUCUGGGUCUAACAGGGCCUACGCAUACUCCAGUGGCUACACCUAGCCCCACUGCUCUCCCACCGCCUCCGCCUUAUCCGGGAAAGCCUCCCAGUAUAAGUUCAGUGUCUUCGUUAGAUAUUAGUGACUCUUCGAUAUCGUAUGUAAAUUCACGUGGUACUUCUACAUUCUUUCCAUUGGUGUCAAAUCAUAAUUAUGCUAAUAUAGAUGUUUUAAAGAGUGUGUCCGGAGCCGAUCCACCUCCACCUCCUCCGUACCCAUCGUCUGUUGUGCGACAGUUGCAGCAUUUAACGUUCUCAAAUACUCCAACUUCUCAAGGGACCCAUUCACCGAAUCUUUCGACUCCCUCUACUCCCUCCACCCCAUCUACACCACAGAGUAUAUUAAGGGGUUCAUCAGCGCCUCCACCUCCCCCACCUCCUUAUCCUUCCUCCGUUGUAAGGGCGGCUCAGCAGCAGCUCAUUGUACCACCACCUCCACCUCCGUACCCAUCCUCCUCUGUGGUGAGAAGUGUCCCUCAGGUGCAAGCCUUUGUCCCCUCAACUCUCAUUACUGGGCACAUAGGCCAGGUUCCCCCUCCACCACCUCCGUACCCUUCAUCUGCCGUGCGAAGCGUAGCCUUAGGAGUCUGUUACAGCCACAGCAGCGCCAUGAGUCAAAACAGCAGCACCAGUACCUCUUCGAGCACUCCCAGCGAUCGCCUGGCAAUGUGGCAACACAAGCUCGGCUCCCAGGGGCAGGGGCAGCCGUCAUGCAACACGUCGACUGUGUCCCCUGGCGUUACCACAGGCCACGCUCACGUGCCACCUACACCGUCCGCCACGUCGAAGGGUGUGAGUGGAAAGAAUCUUCUUCCCUACAAUGUAACUGCAAAGUCUAUGGGCAUGAGCGAGGCGGAGCGGAAGCUGGAGGCCCUUACGCAGAAGAUAGAGGAGGAGAUGGAGAAGCAGGAACAGGAGGGCGAAUAUUACGGUAUAUGCCACACCUGUGGCGACAAGGUAACGGGUGCUGGGCAGGCAUGUCAAGCCAUGGGCAACUUGUAUCACACGAACUGCUUCAUAUGCUGCUCUUGUGGUCGCGCCCUGCGGGGCAAGGCGUUCUAUAACGUCCAUGGCAAGGUGUAUUGCGAGGAAGAUUACUUAUACUCAGGUUUCCAGCAGACAGCUGAGAAGUGUGCCAUUUGCGGACAUCUCAUCAUGGAAAUGAUACUCCAAGCCAUGGGCAAGUCUUAUCAUCCCGGAUGCUUUCGUUGUUGCAUAUGCAAUGAAUGCUUGGAUGGAGUACCGUUUACUGUCGACGUUGAUAAUAAAAUCUACUGUGUUCACGACUAUCAUAGAAUGUUUGCCCCAAAGUGCGCUGCUUGCGGGAAGAGCAUAACCCCAGUUGAGGGCACAGGAGAAACUGUACGAGUAGUAUCCAUGGACAAAGACUUCCACGUGGAUUGUUACGUCUGUGAAAAUUGUGGAAUGCAGCUUACCGAUGAACCCGAUCAGAGAUGCUAUCCUCUUGAUGGUCACCUUUUAUGCCGCAACUGUCAUCUACAUCGCCUUCAUGCCAUGGGUCGCACUCCCUCUAACAUUCAGGAUGUUGGUGCCACUUAUGUCGAAUAGCAAGCAGCAAAUUCUCCAGUUUCAAAACGUACCUUUAUCUUCUUAAGUCUGUAUUUUUCUGUUUUUGUUUUGUGGAAGGUGUUACUUUUGAAGAUGCCUGGAUUGUUUUUAGACAAACUUAUAAAAAGAAACUGCAUUUCACCUAAAGAUAUAAGGAAAUUAUAUAUUUUAUCAAGGAAUUGUAUGCAUUAAUUUUACAUAAAGUUCUUUUGUAUUUAUGUUUUACCUCUUUCCCAAAUAUGUGUGCGCACAUUCAUGAAAAGUCAGUAACUUUUAAGUAUUUUUGUAUUGACAUUGAACAUUUAUAUAAUGUGUAUUGUUUGUAUGAAAUCUUUUCUGUCUCUCUUCAUUGUAAGAUAUUUUUCUUUAAAAGGAGAUGAUGUAGGUAUAAGUUCAGCAUUUUAACUAUAUUGUUUUUUACCCAACUUCAUGGAAUUUCCUUUUUUAUUGAAUUCCAGUUUUGUGUUCCUACUGUCUUGUAUUUAUAACAGAGGAUUUGACAUUUAUAAAGAAUUUUUUUAAUAUGUGGGUUUUGAGAGGUUUUAUACGUACAUGUUCUUGCAGCUAUUAGAAGUGUGAUUGGACAGCUUGUAAAAGCUAGAAGACUCAAGUAUGUUAGAAUUUCGUAUUGCCUCCCUUCUUUAAAUAUGUAGAUGAAAAUUACAAAAUUGUUUUUACCAAGAUUAGUAAGUUUUUAGGUAUGUGUUAUGGGUAGAAAGACUUCAAUUAAGACAUUGUAAAAUCUAGCCUCCUCUUACUUUGAUGUAUGGAUGCAUAGCUAUUUUAUUAGUAAUAGUAUAGAAUCUUGACAGUUCACAAGGGCUGAGAAAAUAGGUGCAGCUUGAAUACCUUCUUGACAGAUUUAUCUUACAUUUCCGAUUAUUAUAUUAAUUUCAUGAAGAAAUGAGGAUAGUAGUUGUUUGAUUCAGGAAUUUUUCUACCAUUUUACAGUAGGCAAAUAAAUUACUGAUGGGAAACAACCAUCUUUUUAAGCUGUCCGUCUCAGGUCUAAAAAUUAGCAACUGUUUUAAACUGUCCAUCUCAGAUCUAAAAAAAAAAAAUUAACCCCAGAACAGGUUUGUUUUAAAUAUUUCUUCCCCCCCCCCCCACCCCCCCCCCCCCCCCCCCCAUUUGUACUUAGAUAGUUGCAAAGCUUACAAAUAUUGUUGAAUUCCAAGUCUCCUUACUCUGAGGUACAGAGGAUGAGCUGUUAGUUUUUUGUACAAGGAGAGUUUAAUGCCUUAGUAUUUCCACAUAUGUUGCAACCAAGUGCAGGGAAAAGCAGUCUUAACAUCAAAGAAAGAAACUACUUAAAAAAACAUUGUAGCUCUAUGUAUUGUAUUCAAGGUAUUGUUGAAGUUUAAAUCCCAAUAGAGUAACCUUUUGUCACAAUAAUAAACAAAUGCUCUUUACGUACCUCUUACCAGAGUAAGAGGUUUCAUGGCCAUUUCUGUAUUUUUUCAAGGCAUCUGUGGUAUUACAGAGUAGUAGUUAGCUAGUUUUUGAUUUAUGAAGUCACUGCAACAAGUACAGUGUUCAUGUUCACACUGGUGGAGAUAUGAUGUUGCUCCAACUAUUUUGUGUUCAUUUUGUCUUUGUUUGUAUGUAUACAUUUUUAAAGCUUCUUAAUUUAGGUAUUUUAUGUACUUAGGAUGUAUAAAUAGCUUUUAUUUUUUGUGAUAAAAACUUUUUGUUAAGCUGUGAAAGUUGAUAUUUUGUUUUUUGGUCAUUUGUUAAUGUGCACAAUUUCUGCUUAGAAUUCUUUUUUUAAAGUGUUUGCCAUUCAAGUAAAAGUACCACCGUGUAAUAGAAUACUAUUUUCUUUUGUUUGCGGUUCGCUCAUAUUUUCAAGUUAUUUUCAUUUCAACUAGGUUAAUUGUACAGAGUAAUAUACUAGAAAAGUAACCAGUAAGAAAGUUGAAGUUCAAUGAAACCAGCAGGAUAUCUGGUAUUUUCUCAGCUAUUAUUUUGUAAUAUUUGAAAUGUCCAACAUUUAAUACUUGAUGGAUGCGUGUGUAUAUUUUUUCCCAUUCAGCCUGUAUAUUUUUUCCCGAUCUUGACAGUAUUUGGGCUGUGUUUGAACUUGGUAAUUCUCAGUCUAUUUUUUCAAUGUCAGUUAAUGAAAUUGCUUUUUAUAUUUUUCGUUUAUUGUACAAGACCAACGUAAUUAGCCUCAAAUGAUUGUUUUAGCACUCAUUUGGAAUGUUGCUCGGAUAACUUUUGCAAAAGCCAAAUUUUGUGGAUGGGGAACCUUGAGUCUGUUAAUGAUAUAUGCUUGUUGGUAUAAAAGAAACGUUUUUUUUUUAAAGGCUGUGAUUAUAUCAUGUAAUAUGAGGUGUUACUUUGAGGUAAUCUGGAUUACCAACAAGUUAAAGAAUUGACAUGACACACUGAGCCCUGGAUUAACUAUUUUGAUUGCAUUUAGUGCCGUUAGACUAAUGAGAUCAGUGGAAUGCUAUUCAUAAUGCUCUUUUGAAGAUGGCAAUGUAAAAUACAUUUAAGAAAGAGGAUGGCAUAUAUAUAUAUAUAUAUGUAUGGCCCUAAGAUCAAUUGAAGUAUAUCUAGAUCGUUUUUUUUUACUCAAAAGCUCAAAUUGAUGUUUGAAGUCACAGCAGUAUUUUACAGCAUUAAAAAUUUGUCUCUCAAUCUUUGCAAUUUGUAAGAUAUAUCUUAGUUCCCAGAUUUUCUUGAAGGGCAGAGUAUGGCUUCCCAGUUUUGUAUACAAUUACAUUGUGAAUACAUUUUCAUAGUCUUAAUGACAGAAGUUUUCUCAAAAUUGAUUUCAUUGCUUAAGAUAGGAAGUGACAAUUUUCUCAAUUUUUUUGUGUCAGAGUCUGUGAAACUUUGGUUUGGUAACAUUAGGCCUGGAUUGUGGCAUUUAGAAAGAAUUAAAUGGCAGGUGGUAAUUAACUCAAUCUCAAGAUAACUCCAUUCUGUGAUAAUGUUUUAAGGUUGUGGAAAUCUGCAUGAUGUGUAAAUGCUCUUGACAUUGUAGUGGCUGUGUGCAAGGAACACUCCUACAUGUUACCAAAUCAAUCAAAAGCAUUGCAAUGGCUUUGGCAGUAUGUGAUAUUUUAGCACAAAUAACCACUUCUAUACUACUUGGACCUGUGGAUGAUCAUUUUGUAAAUACUGUGAAUCUAAAGGUCAUAUUAAUAAACCUGAAAUCCAAAU